AUGGCAACAAUAACUCAGCUCCCCGCAGAGCUUCUGCACAAAGUCUUUGUCGAGUGCUUCAACGUCAGACGUUGUCCCUUUGACCUGAACGAGCCCCUGUUCAAGGUGGACGACGACGGCCUGGCGACUCUGGUGGCGGCCUCGCAGACCUGCCGGCUAUUCCACGAUGCCAUCUUGCCCCUCUUAUGGAAAAAUUUCUGCCUGGACCGCCACAGGCUCAAACCCUACCCGACUAUCCCGCAGCUCAUCGCUCUUGUCAGGCUCUGGCACGAGCGACCCGAGAUCGCAGCAUACGUCCACACCUUCCACCUGUCCCCGAUAUGUCACGGCGCCCCGAUCACCGAUGAAGACGACGUCGCAUUUAUAACGAGCGUUGUGCGGGACCUCGGCCUUCCUGCCCCCCGGUGGCACGAGGCCUUUAACGGCUUCCACUUCAUCGCAGCCCUUUUGCUCCCGAUGGCGCGGAAUGUGAGGGUUUUCAGCAUGUUCGCCUUUGAUACCGGCCUUUUCAAACACAUGCCCGACCCGGGGGAAACCUCCGUUCGCCUCGAGCACCUAACCCACUUCCAGUUCCAGUCUCACGGGGGUGCCAGUACUGACGACGCGGUCAAAAUCAUCAGGUCUUGCCGCGGGCUGAAGGGGUUCGUCUUCUCACCAUACGAGGUCUUCGCCCCUCCGGACGAAAUCCUAUCAGCUCUCUCGGUGCAUGCGGGCACCCUCAGUAAGCUGAAUAUGGCCUUGCGGGUUAACUCGGUGGCCAUGCUCACCAGUCUCGAAGAGCUUUCGGUUUCGGCGAGUUAUAUGGGGAGAGGGGAAGACUGUGUCCUCCGGGAGUUACCACCAAGCCUGAAACUCCUGGAAAUCCGCGGCUCUCCCGAGAACUACCCCGAAGAGAUGGAGUCGCUGCUCGUCCAGAUCGCGAGUGAAGGCUACCCCAAUCUCGUAGAGGUAUGGCUACCUGGCUGGGACUGCGACUGCGAUCACUGGGGGCCAUGCGGUGGCAUUAAUGUCGAUGAGGAACAUGGAACUGAGCGUAGUGUUGAGGAGGGCAACAGUCACGAUGGUGGUGGUGAGCGCGACUGGGGAUUUCGAUUUGGUGGCGGUAACCAGCCACCAUGUGAUGGCGGACGAGGGAUUCGUCAUCUUCGAGAGCGUUUUCUAGUGGCUGGUGUUUUUUGCAAACCCAGGUAG
This is a messenger RNA of Colletotrichum graminicola M1.001, 1191 nucleotides long. RefSeq lists its product as uncharacterized. Bases 1 to 1191 code for a protein of 396 amino acids. The record is from RefSeq and is a predicted model, not a curated record. The transcript has 2 exons. Lineage: Eukaryota; Fungi; Ascomycota; Sordariomycetes; Glomerellales; Glomerellaceae.